AUGGCAAAUUUUUCCUCACGUCGAAAAACCAGCUUGAGAAACUACAGACCAACAGAUAGAAACAAAAAUCCAACCCAACUCAAAUGCACCGUUUGUGAAGAGUUUCAAGAUUUUCAACAAAUGGCUAAAUUUCCUUGCGAUUGUGCAUGGUGCAGCACUUGCGUCCAAAGACGUUUCACUCUCGCAAUUGAAUCCGCAUACAUGUUUCCUGUCGAAUGCUGCGGGGGUGCUAUCACUCUCACGCCCUUUUCUCAUUUGUUGUCUCCUGAUACCAUUCGCGACUAUGAAGCCAAGAAAAUCGAAUACGAAACCCUCGAUCGUACUUAUUGCGCCAACAAAGUGUGCUCUGCAUUUAUCGUCAAGGAAUAUAUCAUCGAACCUAAAGCUUUCUGUGCCAAGUCGCCAUGUAAUACGAUCACAUGCACAAAGUGCAAGAGCGAAUGGCAUGAUGGAGAAUGUCCUCGCGAUCAGAAUCAAGAGCUAGUUCUGGCUGAGGCUCAAAGACGAGGCUGGAAACGAUGUGCGAAAUGCGGUACCUUGAUCGCACGUGCCCAUGGGUGUCGCCGGAUGGUAUGUCAAUGCGGCCAUCGGUUCUGUUAUCGAUGCGCCGCGGCUUGGGAAACUUGUCGCUGCAAACGAAAUGCGAUUGAUAGAUCACUCAAAGCUACCAAUACGUAUGCGGGUAACGAAAGUUUCAUAGAGGUCAAUGAAGAUGGUGAUGAGGAUAGUGAUGAGGAUGGGGAUGAAGAUGGUGAUGAAGACGAUGGUACAUAA
Molecule: messenger RNA, 774 nt
Organism: Botrytis byssoidea
Lineage: Eukaryota; Fungi; Ascomycota; Leotiomycetes; Helotiales; Sclerotiniaceae
Exons: 3
Coding region: 1-774 (257 amino acids)
Biological process (GO): positive regulation of proteasomal ubiquitin-dependent protein catabolic process; protein polyubiquitination; ubiquitin-dependent protein catabolic process
Cellular component (GO): cytoplasm; ubiquitin ligase complex
Molecular function (GO): ubiquitin conjugating enzyme binding; ubiquitin protein ligase activity; zinc ion binding
Source: RefSeq, a predicted model, not a curated record